AUGACUUCUGAGAAUGCACGGAGGGAUAUUCGACAGAAAUGGUAAGAUAAAUAUUAGUGUAUGACGCAUCUAAGGACACACCUUAAUUCCACAGAUGAGAAGACCGCCUUCAUUGUUAAUGAACUUAGAAGUGAGUUCGCUUAUUCAUUAAUUAAGUAGAAAAUGUAGAUGUUCUUGGGUCGUUUAACGACUUCAAUGGGAAGCAACCAGAAGGGAUUGCUUUGGGAAAUCUCCAAGAAUACUCCUAUAACGAUGAUAAUCCGCACAAUGCAAAGUCCAACACAAACCCUGUGAUUCUGAAAGAAGUGGAAAAAAUUAUUGAAGUAUGUCGCCAAAUGAUUUAAUACUGCAUUUCUUAGGAGAUGACUGAUAUCCCUCCAUUAAUUGAACGCAUCGAUUCUGGAAGACCCAAUCAGAAUGGAAAAAUGAGAUCACUGCCGGAGAAGAUUGAUAAUGUAAUUUUUCCAUCUAUAUCUAUAAGUCUUUAGGACAAAAUCAAAGGGGAUGGCAGCUACGAAAUUCGAAAGAAUGGAAUGUCGGUUGAGGGCAUCGUCGACGUGAUGUCAUUGCUGGAAAAGCCAGUAUCACCGUUGAAUUCGGCAACUUUGAAGAGUUCCCCCAAAUCCCCAGAACAAGAAAAUAUUAAGGUAGGUAGAUUGGCUCUAGUGAGAUGCAAUAUGUUCAGUUUUCUGUAAAACAGAGAUGCGUAGACAACCAAAGGCUCCCAGAAUUCAGUGAUUCAGGGGCAAUGGUCGAAAGCGCGGCCGUGAAGAAAGUGAAGCUUGAGUUGCCAGCACAUUUGAGCGACCUAGAAUCAAGGCGGGAUUCUGCUAUAGACAGAUUUGGUGAAGAUCGAAAGAGUUCGAGAAAUCACUCACCACCGAAGAAAAUGCCUAAAUUAGCUGCUGAAACGGCAGACUUUGGAAGAAAACAAAGAGAUCAUAAGGGCAAAUCCACAGACUCAAAGUCGGAUAAGAGUAAAUUUUUGGUUUUUAUUUAAUGUUUCGGUUUAGAUAAAAAGUUCGAACAAAGAAGUAACGAUCGAGACAACAAGCACAGAGAUAGGUCGGAGAAGAAGAGCAGUUCAAAGGAUUACCGACCCAGUCAUGACGAUAAAGAGAAAUCAAAGUCGAGAACCAAGAGUCCUGAAAAGCGACCGCUCGAGAAGCCAGUGAAAUUGGAUGUAAAGCCAUGUGCAUCUGAGAGAAAUGUGUCGACGCCUGAUCUUCGUCCAAGUAGUCGCCUCAACUCGAACAAGCCCACCUUCAGGGUUAUAAAACCUCCGAGUUUUGCCAUUGGCGAAUAUGAAGGAUACGAUUUUCCUUGUCCCAGCAGGAUGGACCUGCCUGAUCAAUGUGUAUUUAUGAACAGAAGGAAGAUCCCUAACCAUCAAGAGCUGUUGUCAUCGGUCCGUCAGUUCAUUCGUAGUAUUCCGCCAAAUGUAAUAUCUCUUGGAUGUAUGACUCGGUCUUUGUAUUCGAUAGGAUUGCUGUUAUAUUCGUUGUCACCAAGUCAUACGACGACAGAAAGUGAUCUUCGUCAGGCACUGGCCUUGUUAAGGUAAUAAUUAAGGCAUGCGUAUUCUUUUCACACAAAAUUUAGAUCCGUCACCGGGAAACUUUUCAAUGGCCAUUCAGCAUUACCGAAGAACAAGCAUAUUGUCAAAGGACUUUUGUGUUUAGCGGAGGCUCUUGUAUGCACGAAGUUAUAUCAAGAAAACUAUAAUGUAAGACCAUGUUACUUCUUUCGUUACAUUCUGUCAAUCUCUUUACAGCCUUCUAAGAAAAGACGUGCCUUCCUGAAAGUUUACGAAGAAAUCCUUCGACCAACUGGUCACUUGGAAGAUGGCGAAAUACUAGACAGCGAUUUCCUGGAACGCCUGGUCACCGAUAACAAUAAAAAUCUUGUAAGCCAGAUGGCUGCAUCUGAUACGGUAUUAAUAGAUUUCCUUCUUUAAAUAUCUGUUUAGGUUACGAUCCCUAGAGUUCUUUAUAAGUGUAUGAUGGAGGAGAAUGCCUAUUCAAGACUAGCUGAGCAGGCCUUACUGGCAAAUACAAUGGCCCGAAAUGAGCUGGAACUGCAAGAGCAGGGCUUUUUGCGUCGAUUGCGUGAUAUGAAGUUCGAUUUAGAAUGCUCAUCAUCGGCUUUAGGCGAUGCCAUCUUCACUGUCACCUUCUGGAUGCAACGUUCGACCCGGUUUAAACCGAAAACUGAGCCUUCAAAACCAUCAUAG
Bursaphelenchus xylophilus (pine wood nematode) is the source of this 2233-nucleotide messenger RNA. The record is from the annotation of a GenBank genome assembly. Lineage: Eukaryota; Metazoa; Nematoda; Chromadorea; Rhabditida; Aphelenchoididae.